UUCGAGUUCAUGAAGCGCAAGCGCUGGGCCGACCUCCUCAUCUCGGAGCUCAGCGAGGCCAUCAUCCUUGUCCUCUCCGCGUCCUGCAAGGUCCUCUUCUGCGGGCACGCCGUCCAGGAGCUGCUCGGCUGGAAGGACGAGGAGCUCGUCGACGGCGACCUCAUCGAGCUCAUGAACGCGAACGACAGGGACAGCUUCCGCGGGAUGUUCGCCCAGGCGAUCGCCGCGCGCGGCGACCUCCUCACCUACGCGCGACUCAAGUGCAAGCCGGAGUACUACGGCGCGGCAGAGUACCACGCCCCGCAGAAGGAGGUCCUCUUCGAGAUCAUGGGAUACCCGCACGUCGGCCCCGACGACGAGUGCAGCUGCUUCUUCGCGAUGGCGAAGCCGUACCCCAGCAGGAACAUCGCGAUGCUGAACACCUUCCUGGAGCUCAAGGUCGAGAACGCGCGCCUGCGGGAGCGCCUGCAGGCCCUCCGCGCGCGCUCGCAGGAGCUGGGCGCGACGCAGGCUGCCGCCGCCGCCGCCUCGCGCGCGAGCAUCCCGUUCGAGUCCGGGAGCAUGUCGUCCCAGCUCGCGGUCCACCUGGGGCUCGACGCGGCGCAACCCUUCAGCAGCGAUUACCCGUACUACUCCGUCGCGUCGCACACGUACGGCGGCCCGUCGCAUGCCCCGGCGGGGAUGGGGAUGGGGAUGGGGGCUGGGCCGAGCGCGGGCACAGGAGCAGGGGCGGGCGCUAAUAGUGCAGGUGCGGGUGCGGGUGCGGGUGCGCCGGGGCCCGAGGACGACACGGACGAAUCGCGGCGCAAAAAGGCGAAGAGGGUGUACACCACGGACCAGCAUGUGUGCGUCACCUGCGGCCGCACGGACUCGCCGGAAUGGAGAAAGGGCCCACACGGCCCGAAAACGCUCUGCAACGCCUGCGGGCUCCGGUGGGCGAAGAAGGUGCGCAAGUUCGAGGAGGCGAACGAGGCGGGCGGCGGC
Molecule: messenger RNA, 984 nt
Organism: Heterobasidion irregulare TC 32-1
Lineage: Eukaryota; Fungi; Basidiomycota; Agaricomycetes; Russulales; Bondarzewiaceae
Exons: 5
Biological process (GO): regulation of DNA-templated transcription
Molecular function (GO): sequence-specific DNA binding; zinc ion binding
Source: RefSeq, a predicted model, not a curated record